Molecule: messenger RNA, 270 nt
Organism: Cylicostephanus goldi
Lineage: Eukaryota; Metazoa; Nematoda; Chromadorea; Rhabditida; Strongylidae
Source: the annotation of a GenBank genome assembly
AUGAGGUUUCCUCCUUUUCGAUCUCAGUGCACACGAGAUCGUUAUGUAAGCUCAUAUGAUAUUUCUUUAGAACCAAUAUCUCUCGAGCAGAUUGUGAACUGUGAACAAGAUCUGUCGGCUCUGAUGGGCUUCGCUGGUUUCGAUACCACAAAAAACAAAAAAGUAUCCGGCAACUACGAAGGUGCAGUGAAAAUCAACAAACCUCGUCGUUAUCGCCAAUACAUGAACAGAAAGGGUGGCUUCAAUCGACCACUUGAUUAUAUUGCCUGA